Molecule: messenger RNA, 1275 nt
Organism: Dentiscutata heterogama
Lineage: Eukaryota; Fungi; Glomeromycota; Glomeromycetes; Diversisporales; Gigasporaceae
Source: the annotation of a GenBank genome assembly
AUGUCUGAAUACGUACCCGGUUCUUUGGCUCAAUCUUUACUGAAACAAGCGUCUUCUAUAAAGAAUGAACUUGAUAUCUUAUUCCAAAAUAAUAUAGGUCAAGCCAAAUCUAAAAUAAAGUUGGAAGAAAAAACGGUAACAAAUACAAAAAGCCACCCAAAAAACCAUACAAUAAUUGAAGAAACCAGUGAAAUUGGUCGCAAACGUAAAAAAAAAAAGACCUUAAAGAAUAUUUCUCAUGAUGACGGCAUACAGGCUGAUUCUUCAGAAAGCAAGAAAGAGGGAGAAUUCAAAAAGAAAUCGAUUGAAGAAUUAUACGAGAUGAAAUUAGUCAAAGGAAAAGACAAAGAAUCAGAAAAUUCUUUAUCAAAAAUCAAACGGAAAAAUUCUCAUGGCGAACCUGAAGAAACAAAUUUGUUUCACGAAACUAAUUUUAAGCGUAAACGUUCAGAAGAAAAAACAAAUCCUUCAAAUAAUAAAAAGGUGCCAGAAGAUAAUGAACUCGAUGAUAUGCGUGCCAAAAAACGUAUAAAGGCUACCAUACAUGACACGAAAGAGGAAAACGGAAAAAUCAAAACUAUGGACGCUCAAAAUACUAAUAAUUCGACAGAAAUUAAAGAAUUGACAGCAAAAGAAAAGGAGGAUCCGGAACGUUUACAGAAAACGAUAUUUAUUGGUAAUCUUCCUGUUAGUGUAAUUAAAAAGGCCAGUAGCAAAAAACUGAAGGCCCAUUUUUCCAGAUUUGGACGAAUCGAAAGUAUUCGGUUUCGAUCGAUUUCAUUUUCUGAACCACUCCCUCGGAGAAUUGCCUUUAUCAAUAAAAAGUUGCAUCCUGAACGAGAUGUUCUUAAUGCAUAUAUCGUAUUUAAAGAGAAAUCUUCUGUUCAAGGUGCACUCUCUAUGAAUUCCCAAAUUUUUAUGGGAAAGCAUUUACGAGUAGAUUCUGUAGCUGAUCCACAGAAUCAUGAUAGGAAGCGGUCAAUUUUUAUAGGCAACUUGUCAUUUGAUGCAGAAGAAGAGAUGCUUUGGAACCAUUUUGAAAAUUGUGGUGAAAUUGAAAACGUUAGAAUCAUAAGAGAUAGCAAAACAAAUGUGGGUAAAGGCAUUGCAUAUGUUCAAUUCAAGCAACGUUCUUCAGUUGAGCUCGCACUUAAACUUAACGAUACUAAAAUUGGAACUCGACAGAUUCGUGUUACAAGGUGUGCGAAGACAAAACAGAUCGAUACCGGCAAAUAUUCUUUCGGCAUUCGUGCUCAUGGUAAAAAAAAAUGGUAG